This is a messenger RNA of Solenopsis invicta (red fire ant), 1052 nucleotides long. It is a transcript of the gene Cks85A, whose product is annotated as cyclin-dependent kinases regulatory subunit. Gene Ontology annotation, biological process: regulation of mitotic cell cycle. Gene Ontology annotation, molecular function: cyclin-dependent protein serine/threonine kinase activator activity; protein kinase binding; histone binding. Lineage: Eukaryota; Metazoa; Arthropoda; Insecta; Hymenoptera; Formicidae. Gene Ontology annotation, cellular component: cyclin-dependent protein kinase holoenzyme complex; SCF ubiquitin ligase complex. Bases 631 to 918 code for a protein of 95 amino acids. The transcript has 4 exons. The record is from RefSeq and is a predicted model, not a curated record.
UUAGAUAGAACGGCGGAAGGUCGCGGUACGUCAUCGUGCAUUUCAACUCGCAUCCUCAUUUGUCCUCAUCGUCCCAUACGAGUUUUUGACGCGAGCGUGUUUCUUCGAGAGUGUCGUGGAGUGCCGAAAGCGAAAUGUCGGCCGUUCAUGCCCGACAUUCGUCGUGUCGAAUGCAUAGUGUGAAGUCGUAUCGCGUUCAAUCGGUUCGUUUUUUCUCCGUUGUCCCGUAUCUCGAAUUUCCGACACACGUGAGUACCAAGUGUGAAUCAAGGACGAAUCGUCGUGAGGAGGUUCUUAAUUGAUCCUUCGUGUCGCUCAGAUGGCAUCAGUCGAUCGGCCGAGUCGGUAUGAAGUCGUGUCGAGCGUUCAAUCACGUUUUCUCCGUUGCCCUGUAUCCCGUAUCUCAAGUUUUCGACGCCGCGGGCUUGAGUACCAAGAGUGACUAAGAGUGUCGGAAGCGAGUAUCGUGCAUUCGUGCCAAGUGUGAAUCAAGAGAAGGAUCGUCAGGAAGAGGAUCUCGGAUCAGAGAACGUUCGAGAGCUACGGCCGAGACGGAGCUGGACGAAUAAACGACCAGCGGCGAAUGAUUGUUUAACUUUUGUUGGUCUACUUAUUUAAUCUUCAAACAGAAUGCCAGUAGAACAGAUUCAGUACUCUGAAAAAUACAGUGAUGAUAGAUAUGAAUACAGGCAUGUGAUACUGCCGGUUGAUAUAGCCAGACACGUUCCAAAGACUCAUCUUAUGACGGAAACGGAAUGGAGAAAUUUGGGUGUCCAACAGAGUCCUGGAUGGGUUCAUUAUAUGAUGCAUGGGCCAGAGCCACAUGUUCUAUUAUUUCGCAGAAUGAGAACUGAUCUUGUGACAGCACCUAGAUGCACCGCUAUACAGAGAGAACAGGCUAUCGCUUGUUAUAAUUGAAUCCGAUGUGAUAAUUGAUUGUAAGGUGAUAUGAAUGCAAAUGAGAUGUAUGUUGAUAUAAAAUAAUAUUUUGCUACGUUUAUAAGUAUUUAUUAAUAGCAAAACGAAAAAAAGUUUUUAAUAUGAGACUGAAA